AUGAGGGUGGCGCUGAGAGCCCAAGCCACGGCGGCAUUGAGGGUCAGAUGGAAGGAUUGGGUGGCGGACCCCCGCCACAAGCACAAGCACGGAAGGAGAGUCGCCGAGGCUGUCCGGCCAGUAUUCGAGGAGUGGGUGGAAGGUGUCAAGUCACACGACUUGACUUUCCACGCUGUGCAGAUCCUGUCGGGGCACGGUUGCUUCGGCAAAUAUCUGCACAGUAUUGGGAAGGAGCGCACCACGUGCUGCUGGUAUUGCCCGGAGGGAGCGGACACGGCGCAACAUACUCUGGAGAUCUGUCCGGAAUGGACAAAAGAGCGCCGUGCCCUCCGGGCACAGUUAGGAGGGCAUCUCUCCCUCCCGGCAGUCGUGGCCAAAUUGGUCAGGCCGGGAGAGGAAGGGAGAGAUAAUUGGAGAGCUUUCACCUUCUUUGCUAGCGCGGUCUUGCGAAAGAAGGAGGCGGAUGAGCGGGUGAGGAGGGGAGAAGCCGCCCCUCCUCAAUCGGACAGUGAUUGA
This is a messenger RNA of Temnothorax curvispinosus, 516 nucleotides long. RefSeq lists its product as uncharacterized. The record is from RefSeq and is a predicted model, not a curated record. Lineage: Eukaryota; Metazoa; Arthropoda; Insecta; Hymenoptera; Formicidae. The transcript has a single exon. The coding region runs from base 1 to 516 and encodes 171 amino acids.